Morone saxatilis (striped sea-bass) is the source of this 1690-nucleotide messenger RNA. RefSeq names its product runt-related transcription factor 3-like. The transcript is spliced from 5 exons. Bases 445 to 1383 code for a protein of 312 amino acids. Gene Ontology annotation, molecular function: DNA-binding transcription factor activity, RNA polymerase II-specific; ATP binding; RNA polymerase II cis-regulatory region sequence-specific DNA binding. Gene Ontology annotation, biological process: regulation of transcription by RNA polymerase II; regulation of cell differentiation; hemopoiesis. The record is from RefSeq and is a predicted model, not a curated record. NCBI's taxonomy places the organism in Eukaryota, Metazoa, Chordata, Actinopteri, Moronidae. Gene Ontology annotation, cellular component: nucleus.
UGUAGUUUUCUGCACUUUCUGGCCAACGCUUCCUCUCAAUGGAUACCUUUUUCAUUUAUAUAUCAAUAUCAAUGCUAGAUUGAUUAAAUAUUUGAACUAGCGUUAUAUAGUUGAUAAUUGUUAAAGAGCAGUUUAAAUAUCUCUGUGUUUACUUAGACAAUAUAAAAACAGCAGCACAUACUGCUGAUGUUCAACAUGAACUGUUUCUUAUUGGACUAAAGACUGGGACCCUGCAUGGAAGUAUUUUCAAACCACAGUGAGGGAAAUACUUUGUCAUUAGAUAACUGAUUCAAAAGAAAGCUUCAUAUCUAAAUUAAACAUGUGACUAAGGGUUUAGGGUAAACCAGGCCAUCUGUAAGUCUUUGGGAACUAUAGGGACUCUAUGACUCGGUAGGAAAAGUUAAAUAGUUCUAAAAAAAACAAAAACAUUAAAGACUAGGCUAUAUGGCUGACAUUUUAAAGGAAAGAAAAAAGAAAGGUAGAAAAAUCUUUCCGUCUCUCUGUUGCUCCCUCUCAGAUCCUGUGGUAAAGCAUCGGCCAACACCAUCACCCACCAACCACCAACUGGAUGACCAGGAGGUGAGGUCCCUCCACCAGCGCAGCACAGCGCCACACAGAGGCCUGGUACAGACUGACAGCCCGAACUUCCUCUGCAGCAGCCUGCCACAGCACUGGAGGUGUAACAAGACCCUGCCGAGAGUCUUCACUGUGGUUGCCCUGGGCAACGACGUGCCAGACGGCGUGGUUGUCACAGUGAUGGCUGGCAAUGAAGACAACAGCAGCGCUGAGCUACGUAACGCCACAGCAACCAUGAAGCAAGGCUACGCCCACUUUAAUGACCUCCGCUUCAUAGGUCGCAGCGGGAGAGGCAAGAGUUUCACACUUUCCAUCAAUGUGAUGACGUCGCCCCCUCAGAUUGCCACCUUUCACAGAGCUAUCAAGGUUACUGUGGAUGGACAGCGGCUGCCAAGAAGACAGAGGCAGAAGGAUGUGAAGUCAGGAAUGUUCAGGUCAUCCAGCAGCAGCACUGCAUCAUCAGAUUGUAGAUCCUAUUCCUCCUCUCUGUGGACCAGUGAGCCGUCAUUCCUGGGCCAGGUGACUUCUCUGACCCCCUCCUUCACUCCAAGUCCCAGAAUGCACCACCUGCCUGCCCUCUCCUACUCCACCCAGGCCACACCAUACAGCUCGUACCUGUGUUCUCCUCCUCCUCCCCCUCCGCUGAGCCACGGUGGUCAGUUCCAGCCGGGCAGCUUCUAUUACGGACCGAACCAACCGGUCCAAACAACGGGGGAUGAUCGCAGCGUUGUCACAGCUCUGUCCAAUUAUAUUGAAGGGGCGUGUCUUUCUUUAAGGGGGGAGGAGGCUGUGUGGAGGCCUUAUUGAUGAUUGGAUGUGUUGUGUUAUACAUCAUCUUAAAGUAGAGUCUUUCAUGUUAUAUUUUCAGUCUCCCACCCACCUGUAAAAAGAAAUCUUUAAACUUGUUUUUCAGCAUGCCUAACUUCUCUGUACCACAGUGAUUAUAUUGUUCUUAUUUAUUGUACUGUUGUGAAAAUAUUUAUUAAUUAAUUAUUAUUUAAUAGUUAUUUAAUACUUUUACAUAUACUUUGGGUUAAACAAUAACAGCAGUUGUUAUACAAUAAAAGCAUUUAUUAGCAACAAGUGUAUUAAAAAAACAGCAUUAACUUAAUCU